ACAGAAAGGAAGCACUAACAUUGUUCUUGUCCUGUGUGUAUGUUGAAGGUUUACUAUUGAAUACUGACAUUGCUGCAGAAUUCUGAUGGAUACAAAAAUGGAUAAUGUAUCAUCAAAUCGUAGGGAAGAAGAAGCAAUAGACAGGAUAAAAGAUCUUAAUGACUGGCUUCCCAUCACCAAAUCAAGGAAUGCAAAGUGGUGGUACUCUGCUUUCCACAAUGUCACUGCCAUGGUUGGGGCUGGUGUUCUUGGUCUCCCCUAUGCCAUGUCAGAGCUUGGAUGGGGUCCUGGGACUGCUGUUAUGGUCCUGUCAUGGAUUAUAACACUGUACACAUUAUGGCAAAUGGUUGAGAUGCAUGAAAUUGUGCCUGGGAAGAGGUUUGAUAGGUACCAUGAAUUGGGUCAGCAUGCUUUUGGUGAAAAGCUUGGGCUUUGGGUUGUUGUGCCCCAGCAAUUGAUGGUGGAAGUAGGAGUGAAUAUUGUUUACAUGAUCACAGGAGGGUCUUCAUUGAAGAAGGUCCAUGAUACGGUUUGCCCUGGCUGUAAACCUAUCAAAACCACCUAUUUCAUCAUGAUUUUUGGCUCCGUUCACUUUGUUCUUUCCCACCUUCCUAGUUUCAAUUCCAUUGUUGGUGUCUCUUUGGCUGCAGCUGCCAUGUCCUUAUCAUACUCAACAAUUGCUUGGAUAGCUUGUCUUCACAAAGGGGCUACAGCAGAUGUGCACUAUACCCCUCGAUCAUCGACCACAGCAGGAAAUGUGUUUGGCUUCCUUAGUGCAUUGGGCGAUGUUGCAUUUGCUUAUGCUGGUCACAAUGUGGUUUUGGAAAUCCAAGCAACAAUACCUUCAACCCCUGAAAAGCCAUCCAAAAAACCUAUGUGGGCUGGAGUAAUUGUAGCCUAUGUUGUGGUGGCUCUCUGUUACUUCCCAGUUUCUCUAAUUGGUUAUUGGGUGUAUGGAAACUCUGUUGAAGACAACGUUCUCAUAUCAUUGGAGAAACCUCGUUGGCUUAUUGUUGCAGCCAAUAUGUUUGUCGUUGUUCAUGUUAUUGGAAGUUAUCAGGUUUUUGCAAUGCCAGUGUUUGACAUGGUAGAAGCAUUUCUCGUUAAAAAGAUGAAAUUCAAACCAUCUACGUUGCUGCGCUUCGUAACGAGAACUACAUAUGUUGCAUUUACCAUGUUUGUUGCAAUAACAUUCCCUUUCUUUGGUGGGCUUCUUGGUUUCUUUGGAGGAUUUGCUUUUGCUCCUACAUCAUACUUUCUCCCUUGCAUUAUGUGGCUUGCCAUCUACAAACCUAAAAGGUUCAGCUUAUCUUGGAUUACUAAUUGGUUCUGCAUUAUAGUUGGAGUACUAUUGAUGGUUUCGUCCCCCAUUGGAGCAUUGAGGCAGAUCAUACUUCAAGCCAAGGAAUUCAAGUUUUACUCAUGAAAAUCUUCCUCAAAUGGAGGAGGGUGUAAAGUAGUUUGAUAUAACAAAUUUAGUAUUCUGAUGAUGACAGCCAUGGCUUUUUUACAUUGCUAUUGUGUGUCUGUGUGUUCGUUUUCUUUUUCUUUUCUUUUUUCUUUUGUUUUUGUUUUUUUGUUUUUUUUUUUUUUUUACCAGUCCUUGUUUAGCAUUGUUGAUAGAUAAAUUGCUAAAUCAUCCAAGCCUCUAUAUAUUUUAGAAAUUUGAAGUCAAAAUUUUAAGUCGAUCAGGAAAAGUAGGAAAAAAAGUUGCAUCAAAAUUUUUCUUGGAAGAUGCAAUUCUUCGGUCCUUUAUAUAUUAUUAUACUAGCAAUCUUGCUUAUUGAACCAACCAUUGAAUUUAUUG
This is a messenger RNA of Ziziphus jujuba (common jujube), 1807 nucleotides long. Its product is annotated as lysine histidine transporter 2-like. The record is from RefSeq and is a predicted model, not a curated record. Lineage: Eukaryota; Viridiplantae; Streptophyta; Magnoliopsida; Rosales; Rhamnaceae. The transcript is spliced from 7 exons. Bases 86 to 1426 code for a protein of 446 amino acids. Gene Ontology annotation, cellular component: plasma membrane.